GCAGAGCCUGCGGGUUAGGUUGUGUGGCCCGGGCCGGGGGCGGGGAGGUGCCGAGCGGGAUCACAGCUAGCUCGGCCGCCCAAGUAGGUAGGGGUGAUCGGCGCACCCUUCAUUGAAGCGGCGGUGGCCGAUCUGGGCCCCGGGUGUGGGAAGCGACGGCGCGGCUGGAAAAUGCCGGUCCAUUCCCGCGGGGAUAAGAAGGAGACAAACCAUCACGAUGAGAUGGAGGUGGACUACGCCGAAAACGAAGGGAGCAGCUCCGAGGACGAGGACACGGAGAGCUCGUCGGUGUCGGAGGAUGGCGAUAGCUCAGAAAUGGAUGAUGAAGACUGUGAAAGAAGAAGAAUGGAGUGUUUAGAUGAAAUGUCCAAUCUUGAAAAACAGUUUACAGAUCUCAAAGAUCAACUUUAUAAAGAACGAUUAAGUCAGGUGGAUGCAAAACUACAAGAAGUCAUAGCUGGAAAAGCUCCAGAAUAUUUAGAACCACUGGCAACCUUACAAGAAAAUAUGCAAAUUCGUACCAAGGUAGCAGGAAUCUAUAGAGAGCUCUGCUUAGAAUCUGUAAAGAACAAAUAUGAAUGUGAAAUUCAAGCUUCUCGUCAGCAUUGUGAGAGUGAAAAGCUUUUGUUAUAUGAUACAGUCCAGAGCGAGCUAGAGGAGAAGAUCAGAAGACUCGAGGAGGAUAGACACAGUAUAGACAUUACCUCAGAGCUGUGGAAUGAUGAACUUCAGUCAAGAAAAAAGAGGAAGGAUCCUUUCAGUCCUGACAAAAAAAAGCCAGUUGUUGUUUCAGGUCCAUAUAUUGUUUAUAUGCUGCAAGAUCUUGAUAUUCUUGAAGACUGGACAACAAUUAGGAAGGCAAUGGCUACACUGGGUCCUCACAGAGUAAAAACAGAACCACCUGUGAAACUGGAAAAACAUCUGCACAGUGCUAGAUCUGAAGAGGGAAGACUGUAUUAUGAUGGUGAAUGGUAUAUACGUGGACAGACAAUAUGUAUUGAUAAAAAAGAUGAAUGUCCUACAAGUGCCGUAAUUACAACAAUUAACCAUGAUGAAGUUUGGUUUAAGAGGCCUGAUGGAAGCAAAUCUAAGCUUUACAUUUCACAGCUACAGAAAGGAAAAUAUUCAAUUAAACAUUCAUAAUCAUGAUUUAAGUGUUAUCUAAAUCUACCUUGUUAGUGUUACCAAUUUCAAUGUGCCAUGGGAGUGAAAAAAAAUGUAUUCAGUAACUUAAUAUUCUCAUUGAAUCAUGAGAGACUGUAUUUGUAGGCAGUAGACCUCAUAUUGAUAUGUUACUAAAAGAAACAGUGAUAAAAAAGUUUAAUCAUAAUCAUUACAUUUAUUUGCCUCUUAGGUCCAAUUACCAAUAGCUAUAUAUGGUAGGAAUUUCUUUCUAAAAGUUUUCCUUGUUUUUAAAAAUAAUUAUGCAAAUCUGUCUUUAGUGAA
Messenger RNA from Fukomys damarensis (Damara mole-rat), 1446 nucleotides. It is a transcript of the gene Brms1l, whose product is annotated as BRMS1 like transcriptional repressor. Lineage: Eukaryota; Metazoa; Chordata; Mammalia; Rodentia; Bathyergidae. The transcript has 10 exons. Bases 172 to 1143 code for a protein of 323 amino acids. The record is from RefSeq and is a predicted model, not a curated record. Gene Ontology annotation, cellular component: Sin3-type complex. Gene Ontology annotation, biological process: negative regulation of transcription by RNA polymerase II. Gene Ontology annotation, molecular function: histone deacetylase binding.